CGUGGACAAACAACAGCAUCAUCAGCUUCCUAAGAAGCAAGAUAUGAAAUGACACUCUAAAUCGCUACCACCACCACCACCGCCGCCACCAUCUCCGCCCUCGCACCAAGUUUCCAUCUUUGAAACUUCUGCCUCUUUCUUCAAUUUCGGAUCCAAUCUUUUUUCCUAUUCUCUACGAUGGCCAAAUCGAAUUCCGAUAAUCCGAUCCGGAAGGUUCUCGGAUUGGGAUAUUGGGUUCAGGGUUUCCGUUGUUUCCCGUGGAUGGCGGUUAACUUUUUCCUCAAGGACGGCCUCAAUGUCGACCCUUCUACUCUUCAGCUUCUUCAAAAUUCCGCCAAUCUUCCUAUGGUUGCCAAGCCUCUCUACGGGAUUCUCUCUGAUGCCGUUUACAUUUCCGGCCAACAUCGCAUCCCUUACAUCGCCAUUGGAGCUUUCUUACAGGCAGUGUCAUGGUUACCCAUAGCACUUAUGCCACCAUCUAGGAUUUCAGUUUUCACCAUUAGCAUAUAUCUUCUACUUAGCAACCUCGGCGCUUCAAUAGCUGAGGUUGCUAAUGAUGCCAUUGUUGCAGAGGCAGGAAAACAGCCCACUUCUUCCAAGAAUUCUCGAGCAUCUUCCUCGGGUGAGCUCCAGGCAUUUGUUUGGGUUGCAUCUUCUGCUGGUGGAAUUCUUGGAAAUCUUCUUGGAGGCGUUGCUAUUGAUAGGUUCUCACCCCAAGCAAUGUUCCUAUUCUUUGGCCUUCUUCUUUCACUUCAAUUCUUCUUAACCAUCAUUGUUCGUGAACGCUCUCUUAAUCUCCCUCAAAGCUCAACGAAUGCUGGUAUCAACAAACAACUCUCAGAACUCGCAGCCGUGCUAAAAAGACCUGAAAUUGCUUAUUCCAUAAUGUGGCUUGCUGUAUCUUACAGCAUAACACCUGCAUUGACAGGCACCAUGUUUUUUUAUCAGACAGAGCAUUUGAAAAUUGAGUCAUCUGUUUUAGGCAUCUCUAAAGUUUUUGGCCAAGCAGCCCUGCUGUUAUGGGGCGUAAUUUACAAUCGCCAUCUGAAGUCAAUCCCGUCUAGGAAACUUAUUGCAAGUAUUCAGGUUUCAAUGGCGGUGUUUAUGAUCUCAGACAUGCUGUUUGUGAAGGGAGUCUAUCGAGAAAUGGGCGUGCCAGACUUCAUAUACGUUGUUUUAUUCUCUGGACUUUCGGAGGUUCUGUUAUUCUUCAAGAUCUUGCCAUUCAGUGUUUUGAUUGCUCUGCUUUGCCCACCAGGAUGUGAGGGCUCUCUCAUGGCUUUUGUAAUGUCAGCCAUCGCCCUUGCGUUCAUCGUGAGUGGAUGUCUCGGUGUAGCGCUUGCUUCUUAUGUUGGUGUAACCGCAAAUGACUUUUCUGGCCUUGCUCGUGGUUUAAUAAUACAAGCAGUGUGCACUCUUCUGCCACUGUCUUGUUCAUGGUGCAUUCCUGAUGAUAUCAAAGCCAAAGACAGAAGAAAAGACUCCAAAAAACAGCUGUAACACUGUGGAAGACUUGAUAGCAUGAUUAAGCGCACUAAGCUUUAUUCAAAACAAAGAGAGUUAUCAAACGGGUGCUAGUAUUCAAAAAUUUAAAGUUACUUUGAUGAUCCUACCAUUUAGCUUUUUGAGAUGGGUCUAGGAAUGUAUAGUAAUUUAUCACGAACAUCUCCGUUAGUUUUAUAUGGUGAUGUAAUAUUUCGAUAUCUAAAUAAACUGUCCUUUUAGUA
Messenger RNA from Cucumis melo (muskmelon), 1727 nucleotides. Its product is annotated as probable folate-biopterin transporter 7. Bases 178 to 1500 code for a protein of 440 amino acids. The record is from RefSeq and is a predicted model, not a curated record. Lineage: Eukaryota; Viridiplantae; Streptophyta; Magnoliopsida; Cucurbitales; Cucurbitaceae. Gene Ontology annotation, cellular component: membrane. The transcript is spliced from 3 exons.